UCGUAGAUCAAUGAACCGGACCGUACGGUUGGUCCGUCGUCGGGUAUUUGCAUCUGACAGUAUAGAUGUGUCAGUACCUAUGUAGACUAAAGAGGACAAAACAAAAAAAACAAAACCAAACCCCCGCUUUCAGUUUCUCGGUAGUAGUGUCAGCCAUCCCGUGUAGUAUGUCGAUAUUGUGAAUCUAAAGGUUACUUUGGAGACCCUUCGGAUUAAGCUUUAAUAUAUCUGGCGGUUCCUCGUCGCCGUUGUUGGAUCUGAUUAGCGAAAUAAAAUAGGCUACAACUGUUACCUCCAGGAUGAUCUUUGCGAAUACAGGAAACCCGCUGAAGACACCAAAUCGUAAGCAGUCCUACCCCAUGACUCCGUCCAGUCCAAGCAGCAGCAGCAACAGCAGCAGCACAGGUUUGGAGCAGCUGAGCAAAACUAACCUGUACAUCCGAGGUCUGCCCCCUGCUACAACAGACCUGGAUCUGGUAAAACUCUGCCAGCAGUAUGGCAAGAUCCAAUCAGCGAAGGCAAUCCUGGACAAGACAACCAACAAAUGUAAAGGUUAUGGCUUCGUGGACUUUGACAGCCCAGGGGCAGCUUUGAAAGCCGUGCAUGCCCUCAAAACCAGUGGUAUACAAGCGCAAAUGGCCAAGCAGCAGGAGCAGGACCCAACCAACCUCUAUAUCUCCAACCUGCCUCUCUCUGUGGAUGAGCAAGAACUAGAGAGCAUGCUGCGCCCAUUUGGCCAGGUGGUGUCCACUCGGGUCCUCAGAGAUUACAGCGGCAACAGCCGAGGCGUGGGCUUCGCCAGGAUGGACACAACAGAGCAGUGCAAUGCAGUGAUCUCCCACUUCAAUGGGAAAUUCAUCAAGACAGCCUCUGGAUGUCUGGCUCCUUCCGAGCCCUUGUUGUGUAAGUUUGCAGACGGCCAGAGGAAGAAACAUUCUCACAGUCCGUUAGUUCCCAACGGACGGACAUGGUCCAGGGAAGGGGAUCUAAGACUAGGUUCGAUGACGCUUGCCUAUGACCCCUCCUCAGUAACUAUGCAGAGUGGGUUCUAUCCUUCUCCUUAUCCUUUGACUAAUAGGAUGAUGAUUGCCCAGCCUGCCAUGUCUCCCUACAUGUCCCCGGUCUCUGUCUACCAGGUACAGAAUCAUUCUUGGAUGGCACAUCCAUCAUACAUAAUGCAACACCCGAGUGCUGUGAUGUCUCCCUCUGUGGAUCCCUCCAUGUCACUGCACCCCACAUCCAUGAUUACUCAGCAGAUGGGCCAUCUGUCUUUAGGAAACAGUGGAAUGUAUAUUGCAGCUAACCCUGCUGCGCAAGGAGCUUAUAUGCCCCAGUGCCAUCCCAUGCAGACUACACCUGACAAUGGCACGCAGCAGCAGGUAGAUUCAUCCAAUAACUCAUCUCCUUACAGUCAACACAGCAAGUAAUCGGAGAUUACCCUCUGUGAGCCAUAAUGGAGGAUGUGGGCAGUUAACACAUGGCAUCACAGUGAUAGCAGUGUUGGCCCUCUCUGAUUGGACCUGACUGAUGAACUGGUUGCACACCCCAAACUUUUAUGGCGGAAUAUGAUGGCAGUGUAAACGGACUCAAAAGUAGUUGACUAAUCAUGGAAAAGCAAGUUUUAUUUUGAUAAAAAAAAAAAAGAAAAGACAUGUACAUUUUUCCCCCCUCUUCCAACGAUUCUCAAACAAGUGACAUAAGACACCCAUGUGUGAUGUGAUGUUCAAAAUGCAUGAGAUUGAAAUAUUUCCCCCCGAGGAAGGUUUCAGUGAUUUUAUAGGUAGUUCAUUUAUGAGAUUUGAAAAACCUCGCUUGCACUGAAGAGUUACGUUUUAAAAUUUGCCUCAUUUUGUUUUCUCUUUAAGUUGUCAUGGAAGUACCUUGCAUAAAUCACUUCAACUACAUUGACAACAAUACACAACCAACUUCCUAGAAAAUUAAUGAAUUUACUAUUGGAAAAAGGUGCCUUCUUCAUGUCACAUUAAACAUUUUACUAGUGUCAUUGAACGGGUACCUUGAUGAGGUAUAUUUUGAUUCAUAGCAAUAAAGACGAUGAGAGUCCAACUGCAAUACACGCGAAUAGGAAUUGUGACAAGCUCGGCAGAUUCCAUCCUGUUACUUACCACUUUUGUUUUUGUUUUCUUCAAGAUAUGAUCUUAACUAAGAGCUGUACUUUUAUGAAAUUGUAGGAACUUUUACACGGAACGGGCAUCUAUUAGGUGGUUUUUUGUUUUUGUUUUUUUUGCUCCAGAGGUCAGUUUGACCAGUGAUCUACCUCAUGGUUCUGUUGCUGCUGGCGCCGCGGGGUUUUUUUGAGGUUACGGCCCUUCUCGCCAGAACGGUCUUAGCAGGACGAACGCCAAGCUCAGGAGCUGGCAUAUUAGGACUUUUAAUGUCUCCCACUUAAAAAUUACUCUUCCAACUCCGCAACGGAACAUUGUGCUUUUGCUUCAUUUUUAUUUGUCCGAUUCUUCACAUUGUUCUUUUUUUUUCCUUUUUUUUUUUUUUUACAUUUUGAGUGUGGUGAUGUUGUGAUGCUCCCUUUUUAGAAGUCCUUAGCUAAAGCGAAUAACUAGCUUCUCUUUGAAAUAAAGCUCUUUUAAGUGGUGCUUGAAAAGCAAAAUAAAUGCAAGCUAUAUAGAUUUUUUUUUUUGUGAGAUCUCCUGCAAAAUAGCGUUGUUGCAGAUCGCAGAUGGGACGCCGUCGGUCACUUUUCUUCCUUCCUGUUUUCUUUGAGUAAGACAAAAAGAAAAAAAGCCAUAAUUCUGGAUGGCACUGUUACUAUGCAGCUCUCUGCAACAAGGCUGGGAUUUGAUUCAAUCAGAACCGGGGGGGGGCGCGGGGGGGUUCUUCAUAAAUACUGCAUCUUCACUAAAUGACAAGCAACAGGUCUGUUUUGGAUAAACUGGGAAAUCUCUUCCAACUAAACCCAACAACAGUAAUGUACACAAACAUGUUGUGUAGCUGGAGAUAUGUCAUCACAGACACAGCGAUAGGAAAUCUCAGUGGUGGCGGAUUUGUUUCGACGCCUCGCUGACCGAAGUAAGAUUGACAGCAUGACUUUCAGGGUUUGGUGGCAAAAUUAGUAAUGUAAAUUGUAUAGAUGUAUGGCCAAAAAAAAAAUACUGUACAAUUUUGUGUUUGUUUUUCUGUUUUACAUGUCUGGCAGAUGUAAGAAAUCUAAAAAAAAAAAAAAGUAGAUUUUUUUUUUCAUGUAUUAUGUUAUAGCAUCAUUGUUUUUUGUGUCACUAUCACCUGACUCUCCAUCAGUUCUUCCCUUGCUCUUUCCACUGAACAGAUUGAAAUAAAACAGCACUCACAC
Messenger RNA from Lampris incognitus (smalleye Pacific opah), 3322 nucleotides. It is a transcript of the gene rbms1a, whose product is annotated as RNA binding motif, single stranded interacting protein 1a. Gene Ontology annotation, molecular function: mRNA 3'-UTR binding; poly(U) RNA binding; poly(A) binding. The record is from RefSeq and is a predicted model, not a curated record. Gene Ontology annotation, cellular component: ribonucleoprotein complex; nucleus; cytosol. Lineage: Eukaryota; Metazoa; Chordata; Actinopteri; Lampriformes; Lampridae. Bases 300 to 1427 code for a protein of 375 amino acids. The transcript has 14 exons.